This is a messenger RNA of Myxocyprinus asiaticus (Chinese sucker), 1681 nucleotides long. RefSeq names its product carbonyl reductase [NADPH] 1-like. The transcript is spliced from 4 exons. Gene Ontology annotation, molecular function: carbonyl reductase (NADPH) activity. NCBI's taxonomy places the organism in Eukaryota, Metazoa, Chordata, Actinopteri, Cypriniformes, Catostomidae. Bases 154 to 1137 code for a protein of 327 amino acids. The record is from RefSeq and is a predicted model, not a curated record.
AAUAAACACCCACAUGGUCAACAGAGUCUCUAAGAUCACGUGUUUCCUUCUUGCUGACGUCAUUUCGUUCGAACCAAUCAUAGUCAACGUAGCAAACCCCUUAUUAAUAGCUCGUACACGUCGCUACUUUUAGGCAAUCGUCAGUCAACGCACAUGUUAGAAGUAUCGCGUUGUUUAUGUACUUACGAAAGCGUGUGUUCUUCGGCGCAUGCGCGUAAGGUGGCAACGCACAAUUUAGUUUUGCAAACACGUCAAAUAAAUCUGACUUGUUCGCUGCAGAGUAGAGCAGACACAUUGCAAGCAAUGAGCACCACCAAAGUAGCUCUGGUGACUGGUGCAAACAAAGGCAUCGGGUUUGCAAUCGUAAGGGCGCUGUGUAAAGAUUAUGCCGGGGACGUGUACCUGACAGCCCGUGACAUCGGUCGAGGAACCGCGGCGGUGGACAGUCUGAAGAAGGAGGAGGGGCUGUCACCGCUCUUCCAUCAGCUGGACAUCAAUGACCCAAACAGCGUCCGCACGGCACGGGACUUCUUCAAAGAGAAGUACGGGGGAGUGGACGUGCUCAUCAACAAUGCUGGGAUCGCCUUCAAAAUGGCAGACACGACCCCCUUUGGGAUCCAAGCAGAUGUGACACUGAAGACCAAUUUUUUUGCCACUAAAGAUAUGUGCAAUGUGUUCUUGCCCAUUAUCAAACCAGGAGGCAGGGUAGUGAAUGUCUCAAGCAUAAUGGGCUCUAUAGCUUUGGGGCGCUGCAGUCCAGAACUCCAGGCCCGUUUCCGUAGCAAUGACAUCACAGAGGAGGAACUGGUGGGGCUGAUGGAGCAGUUUGUCCGUGAUGCCCAGGAAGGGCUCCACUCAGAAAGAGGCUGGCCCACCACGGCAUAUGGAGUCUCCAAAACCGGCCUCACCACCUUAACUAGAAUCCUGGCCCGAAAUCUAAUGAAAGAGAGGCCGGGGGAUGAGAUACUGUGCAAUGCCUGCUGUCCAGGUUGGGUCAGAACUGACAUGGCUGGACCAAAUGCAACCAAGUCACCUGAUGAGGGCGCUGUCACUCCAGUUUACUUAGCAUUGCUACCUGCAGGGGCUAAAGAGCCCCAUGGGCAGUUUGUAUCAGAGAUGAAAGUUCAGCCCUGGUGAGAAGGAAGAGAGAGAGCAUGAGAAAGAGAGAGAGGUUGUGUUUGUUUGCUUUUCAAAGCUUAAGUCAAGUUUAGAUACACUUUGUAUAUUUGACUCCAAAAAUAUAAAAAAUUACUAUGUGUGUAUUGUGUAAUAUCAUAUUAUUGUAAGUAAAACCAAAAAUGUAAAAGCUUUAAAAUUUGGUCAAAGUUUUUUUUGUGAGCAGACAAAUGAAAUAGCUAAAAAAAAAAAAAAAAAAAGUAAAGAAAAAAUGUAAAUUCAUACUCGUAUAUUUAAAUCAAAAUAUGCUAGAUUUUACGUGGCAUUCAGCAUGUGGCAUUCAUAGCUUGUGCGUGUGAAUGUGUUGGUACAAAAAUGAGAUCAAACAAUGUUCACUUAAUUUAUUCUUUAGGUAAUGCUCAAUAAAGAAUGAAUCUUACUAAGUGGCUUUUUACAUGAUCAGGGUUGAAACUGAAGAGGGUUGUGCCCCAAAACUGAUAAUGAUCUUAUUAAUAUGGAACAGAAAACUAUGAAUUACCAAAAUAAAAUUUCAUGAUCUAUCUCA